UCAAGUAGAUCUUAGCAGGUGUCCGUUCCGGUUUCCAAAGACGCUUUUUUAACAGUUGAAAGUCUUUGUUCUUUUGUUUAGUUUUAUUCAUACCUGCAAUCAUGUUGAAGCCUCCUAUAGUAUUACUUGUUUUUCUUGCAUCAUUUUUAGCUGCGCCGCUGAUUUACUCACUUGAUAAAUUAGUUAUGAUGGAAAAUUCGAAGUGGGUUUUCACAGCUGGGGUCAUCACGCUUCCACUUUUCGGAUUGCUGUGCACCAUUUUCGUACAAGAACAUCCCGGGAAGAAAGAGACCCUGUACUAUGUGUGGUGUAUUUUCUCAUUCACUGCUGUGGUAGAUCUAUUUAUUGCACUGGAGCUUGAUGGGUAUGUGAAAGGUUUUAUGGAGUUCUAUUUGAGAGAAGGGGAACCGUAUCUGCGAAGCUCAUAUGGCACUAUGAUCAACUGGUGGGAUGGCAUCGGACAUUUUUCGAUGUAUCUUGGCAUGAUUUAUCUACUGACUACAGGACAAGACUAUCGGCUGCUUGGAUUGUACUGGGUUGGAUCGAUCACUCAUAGUAUGAUAGUGUUUAUGCCUGGAAAUGUAAUUGGAAAUAAGGGAUUGAAGUGGUCAUAUUUCCUAAAUGUGCCAUAUGUAUUUUAUCCAAUAUAUGCUGGUGUACGAUUCCUACGAGAGGGCAUGAGAAUCAAACAAAAACAGGUUGAUAAAAAGAAGUCAAGUUGGGAACAAGCAGCUGAGUGGAUGUUUGCUGUCUGGUUUCUCGCAGCUAUCGUUAUAGCAGCAUUCAGAUAUAUAAGUUGCAUGGGUUGUAAAGAAAAGAUAACAGAAUAUUAUUUAAAGGAAAUAGAACCAUACCUUAAUGAUCCUACACAGUAUGGGCGUACUCAGGCCUUAUGCUAUUUCUACUACUUCGUACCGUUCUACGUUGCUGCUUUUUGCUCACUGAUCUACCCUGGUGAACGUUGGGUAAAGGACUGGUCACUUAUUCAUGCCGGUGCAUCCAUCCAGGCACAGCUUGUCUUCAUUUGCAGCUCACUGAAGUGGCGUACACAGGCCGAGUUCCAGGUACCAGACACAACUGAAGCCAGGUCAAUUUUCUGGACUGUGAACCUUAGUUUGGUAAUUGUUCCACAUCUUUUUGCAUUGUAUUGCCAUAGAUAUGAGGUUAGAGAGUUUUUCUCAGGGAAGGUAAUUCCAGCAUGGAAGAGUAUUCAAGGGGAGGUAAGGACCUCUCAGAAAACAACUAAGAAAAUCGGUGUCCCAACAAGAAAUGGACCAGUUACAAGACAGCAGAAGAAACUCAUGUGAAACAAGAGGAACAGCUUCAUCAGCAUUUCACUGAAAUUUGCAAAUGAGAUCUCAAAAUUUUUCAUUUAAAAAGAAAGUAUUUUUUUAACCUUUACCCUGCCAAAUUUCUAAAAUGGACUGAUUCAUCAUUCAUUUUCGGCAGUACCACUUCCUAUUCAAAGGGGUGUUCACUGAAAUUUACUGACUGAAUAGCGAACAGUGUAGACCAUGAUCAGCCUGCACAGAUGUGCAGGCUGAUCUUGGUCUGCACUGGUUGCAUAGGCAGAAUCACUCGCUUCCAGCAGGCUAUAAGUUAAAAAGGACAUUGAUAGAUUCUAUUAGAUAAAUGUGUACAUUCAUACAUUUAUAACAUGUUAUCUAUUUAAAAAUCUGUCUUCACUAAGAAAGUGAUAAAACCCUAAACUUAAUCAUAAAAAGUAUUAUUUCAUGUCAUUUUCCAGUAGACUGUUCUUUUUAUAUGGUAACAUUUUAUAUUAUUUUACAAAUUUGCUUUUAGUUGUUGAAAAUUGACGAAAAUUGGGGGAAAAGUCAAAAUACAAAUGUAGAUAUAUUCAACAUUCCUUUUUAUCUACCGGGUAUUACUGUUAAAUCAUUUAAUUUCGUGGGCAUGAAAUUUCGUGGUUUUGGUCAAAACGGCAAUUACGUGGGGAUAUGAAUUCGUGGAUUUCAAGUUUUGAACAUAAAAUGAAUGGGAAUUUUACUUGUUCGUUUGGAUUUAAUUUCAUGGAUUGACUCAACCAUGAAAUCCACGAAAAUUAGUCCCCCACGAAUAUUAAUGAUUUCACAGUAUACAAAAUAAGAGGAAAUAAUUAUAUUGUUCUACAUUAUUUUUUAACUGAUGUAAGAAAUAAAAGUAACAAUGGUUUUUGAUUGUUAUGAACUGUUUUUAGCUCAUCUGAGUUUUUGAAAAAAAGAAGAUGAGAUAUUGUUAUCACUUGAUCGGCAUUGGUGUUGCCUGGUUAAGUUUUGUGUUUAGGUCAGCUUUUCUACUAACUAUCAAAGCUAUUGCUGUAAAAUUUGCAACACUUGUUCACCAUCAAUAGCUGACUCUGUACAGCAAUAAACAUAACUCAAUCCUGCUUUUUGCAAGAAUUAUGGCCCCUUUUGGACUUAGAAAAGUAUCAGAUUUCUUGGUUAAGUUUUGUGUUUAGGGUCAACUUUUCUCAUUAACUGUCAAAGCUAUCGCUUUAAAACUUGGAGCAGUUAUGUGCCAUUUUAAGUUUACUCUGCUCAGCAAGUACCGUAACUCUACAUUGCUUUUUGCAAGAAUUAUGACCCCUUUUUGGUUUUUAAAAGCUAUUAUACAUUGGCAAAAAAAUCAGGUGAGCAUUUGCACCAGCAAGGCAGUACAAUUGUUUUGAAAUUAAUUUGAUCUGAUUUUAUACAAACAAUCUUAUCUUUUGUAGAAAUUUUAUCUAUCAUAUACAUGUUUGUGGAUAUUUUAAUGAUAAAAAUCAUUAUAAAAGUGUUUUAUAUUCAUCUUACAUUGUUAAAUUCUACUGGCAGCUAUGUUAGUUAGAUGACCUUUUGUAGAUAUUUUACGUAUACCCCAUUAACCCAAAUAAUUUUAAGUGAACUCACUAUAUUUAUUUUUGGCAUUUAAAAUUAUGUUGUGUUUGAUAAAACUAGAUAUUGAAAAUAAUUCAUAUUUUGGUAGUAAACAUGUCAAAUGAAAGAAAAAGGAGAUAGCAUAUCAACUUUUACUUGAAAAAUACUUUAAUAUGGUAAAGAUACAAUAUCAACCAUGCAUAUCUAUGUACAUUGUAUGCAAAACAAUUACUGAAUUACAAUGAAACAUACAGAGUACCCUCCCUUAUGUUAUAGAUUAAAGAGUUAAUUCCCUUUUUAUAUGCAGGGCUUUAAUCACAAACAAGCUGAAAUAAAUUAGUGUAAACUAA
This is a messenger RNA of Mercenaria mercenaria, 3205 nucleotides long. Its product is annotated as transmembrane 6 superfamily member 1-like. The record is from RefSeq and is a predicted model, not a curated record. Lineage: Eukaryota; Metazoa; Mollusca; Bivalvia; Venerida; Veneridae. The transcript has 7 exons. Bases 102 to 1307 code for a protein of 401 amino acids.